Molecule: messenger RNA, 1785 nt
Organism: Cornus florida
Lineage: Eukaryota; Viridiplantae; Streptophyta; Magnoliopsida; Cornales; Cornaceae
Exons: 4
Coding region: 1-1785 (594 amino acids)
Source: RefSeq, a predicted model, not a curated record
AUGCCCAACUUGGACAAUGCAUCUUCAAACACGGGCUCUUUUGAGAAAAGUUUGAAUGCAACUUUUAUUGCUCUUAUUCCGAAGAAGGGAGAGGCAAUGGAUGUUAGAGACUUCCGCCCUAUUAGUUUGGUGGGAUGUUUUUACAAGUUGAUUGCGAAAGUCUUGGCCUCUAGGUUGAAGAAGGUGAUGGAUGGUGUCAUUUCUGACUCUCAGAAUACAUUUGUGGGAGGUUGGCAAAUCUUAGAUUCAGUUCUUAUUGCUAUUGAAUGUGUUGAUUCCCGCUUGAGCAGCGGUGUUCCUGGUGUUCUUUGCAAGCUAGAUAUUGAAAAGGCAUACGAUCAUGUGAGCUGGAGUUUCCUUCUCUACCUGUUAGAGAGGAUGGGUUUUGGUGGGCGGUGGAGGAGAUGGAUUCUUUUUUGCAUCUCUAGCGCUCGUGUCUCUGUCCUUGUGAAUGGAGCGCCGACGGGUUUCUUUUCUAGCUCGAGGGGCUUGAGACAAGGGGAUCCGCUUUCCCCUUUCCUGUUCCUUUUUGUGAUGGAGGCUCUUAGCAGAUUGCUGAAGAGGGCUGUGGAGCUGGGUUUUUUGAGAGGCUUUCGGGUGGGCAGGGAUGUUGCUUGUCAAUUGGAGGUUUCUCAUUUGAUGUUUGCAGAUGACACAAUUGUGUUUUGUGAUGCGGAUGCGUCCCAGCUGAGGUAUUUGAGAUGUGUUCUGAUUUGGUUUCAAGUUGUUUCUGGCCUUAAGAUUAAUGUUGGCAAGAGUCUUCUUGUGCCUGUUGGGGAUGUUCCGGAGAUUGAGUUGAUUGCCUUUGGGUGCCCCUUCGAGAUGUGUGGGGAGCUGGGAUCCGGUUGUGGACAGAUUCGAGAGGAGGUUGGCGGGUUGGAAAAAGCAAUUCCUUCUUCAGUGGCUGAGAGAAUUGAAAGAUUGCAGUGCAACUUUCUUUGGGGGGGAAAAGGAGAAGGGUUCAAGUUUCACUUGGUUCGGUGGGAUCAAGUGUGUCGUCCAAUUCGGUUUGGAGGCUUAGGGUUUCGGAGGUUGUUGCCUUUUAAUAAGGCUCUCCUUGGUAAAUGGCUCUGGAGGUUUGGGAUCGAGAGGCAUUGGUUAUGGAGGAAAGUUAUUGCUAGCAAAUUUGGGGAAAGUCGUGGUGGGUGGUGCUCUCUGGUGAUGUGUGGUCCUAGGGGGGUGGGAGUUUGGCAUUUCAUUCGGAGGGGUUGGGAUGACUUCUGCAAGCAUGUUCGUUUUCGUAUGAAAGAUGGAAGGAGGAUCAGUUUUUGGAAGGAUCUCUGGUGUGGGGAACUCCCUCUUGCUCUUGCGUUCCCACGGCUUUAUAGGAUUGCUUCUCAUCGACAGGCCAUGGUUGUUGAAUGUUAUCAUCUUGAUAACGGGAGACUGUCUUGGGAUGUUCAGUUCAGGAGGCAUUUUCAGGAUUGGGAAAUCGAGGAUGUUUCUCGUUUUUUAGAGCUGUUGUAUAGCCAGGUGAUUUCUUUUGGGGAAUCGGAUGGGUGGUUCUGGAUUCCUAACUCACAAGGCCGUUUUGAGGUUAGGUCCUGUUUCAGAUGCCUUUCGGUUGGUUAUGGAGAUCCCUUCCCUUGGAAGUCUAUUUGGUGGUCCAAGGCUCCCCACAAGGUUGCCUUUUUUGCUUGGACCUCUGUCCUGGGUAAGAUUUUAACCCAGGAUAAUCUGAGGAGGAGGAAUCAGGUGGUGGUCAAUCACUGUUACAUGUGUUUGUGUAAUGAGGAGUCUGUUAAUCACCUCCUUUUACAUUUUAGCAUGGCCAGAGAUUGUUAG